Molecule: messenger RNA, 5559 nt
Organism: Pleuronectes platessa (European plaice)
Lineage: Eukaryota; Metazoa; Chordata; Actinopteri; Pleuronectiformes; Pleuronectidae
Gene: miga2
Product: mitoguardin 2
Exons: 16
Coding region: 347-2116 (589 amino acids)
Biological process (GO): mitochondrial fusion
Source: RefSeq, a predicted model, not a curated record
AACGGUGUCUGGGGUUGUUCGUGUUAGUGGCCGUGUCGGUGGUUCGCUGGGUAAAGAGCCGCUGGAGCCUCCGUGGUGUCCAGUUAACCCUCCGCCGCUGCUGGUGUCCGGUUGACCGGGGGAUGCUGUGAUGUGAAGUGACAGGUCUGGCUGUGCUAUGCUAACUGCAGCUAAGGUGAUUAAACUGCACUCAGUGUGGAGUACAAGUUCAGGAGCGAAUGAGGACAGACGGUUCAUCAGCAGGCCCUGAGCUGGCUGAUCCCACAGCGGAGAGGAAACCUUGUUUUGGGUGAAUGUGAGGGAGCUUUGGACAACCGUAGCCUGAAGGCAUUUCGAUUUCUCUGAGAUGUCACUCAGACAAGCAGGAGGGAUGUCCAUCGCACAGGCUUUGGCCAUGACCGUGGCGGAGAUACCGGUCUUUCUCUAUUCCACAUUUGGCCAGUCCAUCUUUUCUCAGCUAAAACUUACACCAAACUUGAAGAGGGUGCUCUUUGCCACAGCGAUAGGCAGUGUUGCUCUGGCUCUCACUGCUCAUCAGCUCAAGAGGCGGGGGAGAAAAAGGAACCAGGCAACACAACGGAAGGAGGGCCAGAAGACAGUGGGAAUACCUGAAGCACUGAGGAAGACAGGAAGACCCUCUUCAUUAAAGAGAGGUCAGUUAACUGGUCGUCAGAUGAUGAGUCCGAGCACCAGGAGCAACGACACCAUGAGUGGAAUUUCUUCCCUGGCUCCCAGUAAACACUCAAGUUCCUCACACAGCAUUGCAUCAAUGCGGGUCCUAGGCUCCCCAAGCCAGUCUGCCAACCCAUCCACGCCCUGGGAGGCAGAACCUGUGGCAGAAGAGUCAGGGGCAGUAGAGGAUGCGAACGCAGAGAAUCUGUAUUUAAUUGGAAUGGAGCUUUUUGAGGAAGCUCUGAGAAAGUGGGAACAAGCCCUGAAUAUUCGCCAUCACACCUCCUCAACCUCCAGCAACAACAGCCUCGCUCUGCAGGGGGCAGCAUGUGGAGACUUUCCCAUGGUAAUGGCUGAAGCCCAUAGUAAAGGGUUUGCUGACAAGUUAGAGACUCUACUGCACAAGGCGUACCACCUACAGGAGGAUUUUGGCAGCACUAUCCCUACGGACAGCGUGCUGGCAGACUUUGAGAGCGAAGGAACUCUUAUCUUGCCUCAAGUGGGGAAUUUCCACAGACUGCAAGAUGAUGAUGCGACUACUGUUACCUCCGACCAGUCCUUCUUCUCGGCCGCAGAGCUGUUUGAUGCCAUGUCUCUGGAAGAGCACUACCAGCCUCUGAAGCCUUCAGCUCUUUAUGAAGAAGCCCUGUCUCUGGUACGAGAGGGAAAAGUGUCAUAUAGGUGCCCGAGGACUGAACUACUUGAAUGUUAUGGUGAUCAAGAUUUCCUGGCCAAACUUCACUGUGUGAGACAAGCAUUCCAGGUGCUGUUGUCAGAUGAAACUCAUCGCACGUUUUUCAUGGAGACCGGGAAGCAGAUGAUUACAGGGUUAAUGGUGAAGGCCAACAAGAGUCCUAAAGGCUUCCUAGAGAGCUACGAGGACAUGCUGCUUUACACCCAGAGAGAGGAAACGUGGCCAGUUACGCAGAUGGAGCUAGAGGGCCGAGGAGUGGUGUGUAUGAACUUUUUUGACAUAGUGUUGGACUUUAUCCUAAUGGACGCAUUCGAAGACCUGGAGAGCCCUCCCUCAUCUGUGGUAGCUGUGCUGAGGAAUCGCUGGCUCUCUGACAGCUUCAAAGAGACGGCUCUGGCGACUGCUUGCUGGUCUGUCCUAAAAGCGAAAAGGCGUCUGCUCAUGGUUCCUGAUGGUUUUAUCUCCCACUUCUAUGCCAUAUCAGAACAUGUGAGCCCAGUUUUAGCUUAUGGGUUCUUGGGACCCAGGCAGCACCUAAGUGAGGUCUGCACUAUCUUCAAGCAACAAAUCGUGCAGUACCUUAAGGAUAUGUUUGACCAUGACAAGGUCCGCUUCACCUCUGCUAACAGCUUGGCCGAGGACAUCCUGAACCUUUCCCACCGCCGCAGCGAGAUUUUACUGGGGUAUCUGGGGAUCGACAGACUUCUGGAGCUCAACGGUUCCCUGCCCAGGGACACCGACAGCUCUUAGGGGCCCGACUCAAACAGCAUGAAGAGUUACUGAGGGCUUCAUGGGGCUUGUGCAGGCCAGACGCAUUGGAGUCGCAGCUCAGCACUUGAUCUGCGCUAAGACUGGAUUAAAUCAUACUCCUGUGAUACACUGGGAACCACAGUUAAUUAUUCAUUCAUCAUCAAACACUCACAGAGGAUAUAUUUUCACUAUCAUCACUGGUUCUAAUGAGGGAAACUGGUUGGACUCCACCUCUUCCUUGUUAUCAGCUGCUGGGCUGCAUAUCUGGAGAAUGCCUACAUGUGAUCUCAGACGUGUGAGGAGGUGUCUCUUACUGGUUGGGUUUCCAGGCUACUUAAAAACACACGAAACUGAAGCAUGGGGAACACAUGAAAAAGGUCCCUUCCACAUUAUUUUUUCACGUGGAGCAAGUGUCUUCAGAUAACUAGUGGUUGCACCUUCCAUUCGUCUGACGUGUGAAAACACAUGGAAUAUCAUAUUCGUCACUGUUACGUGAAAAGAAGUGUGUUGACGUGUUUUGUUUUAUAUUAAAGGGGCAAAGUUAUUUGUUAAAUCCAUGUUAAUGUGUGACAGAUUUGCAGUGUGUAAUGAAGGACGUAAUGAAGUUAUCUCCUCACUGAUGCUACUUAAGUCCCUUAGUUCCUAACCUUACCCCUCUUUAAUUUAAAGAAGUAUUUAUUCCAGUUUGAUUUGGUCAAGUAGGCUGAAAUGUGACAUAUGAGAGUGACUGUAAUAAGAAGAGUAGUGUAAUGACAAUGAAAUAAGGUCAUCCUGAAACUUUAUGCAGACCCCAGAACAUUUCUCAUAUAGUCUUCUGGACAUAGCAGUGGUCCCGCGAAGAUGCAAGUUAUACUUUCUCUAAGUCAUAGUGAGCCCACACUUUAUCUGGAAAUGAAUCCCAUGGCACAAAACAAACUGCAAAUAACAGAAAAAUGUGUUUUAAUACUAUUACAUAGGAUUGGUGUUGAUUAGCAAUAAGUACCUUAAAUUCAGCAUUAGGUGAUGCAUAAAUUCUUACAGUUAAUUAGUUACCUUUCUGCAACACAGUGGUGAGCUAGGCAGAGCCCGCCAGUAGUUUAUUAAUUGGUUGUGCCACUUGAAUCACUUCCAAAUAUUUGGGCCUUUCUGUGAAAGUAUCCAAACCCAAGUUAUAUGAACAAAUAAACCUCUGUUUUCAGUGCAAUGUGUGAAACAGCAGUAGAUACGGAGUAUGGUUGUUUUUCAACCAUAAUUUGUUCACAGCAGACAUUUGUCAGCAUUCUAACAGGAAAGGCACCAGUGUUAGUAACAACGGCUCAGUUUUAUUCAAGUGUCUCAGUUAACCACGACGGCAAUGGUGGAAAAUUAAUGAUUGAGAUUUGAGGUUUUGCUGAUUAAACUGUGGAAAAGUGUUUAUACAAGUUAGAAUUUACUCUGCUUCAGCCAAUCAUAACAGUGACAGGCUCCUUACAGAGUAACGCAUUAUUAAUAAUAAUAAUCCUAUUAUAUAAUAACAUGUACAUACAAUAUAGCCCCAUUUAAAACCAGACUUUAUUCUUCAUAAUGACAGCUUUUACUUUUGAUACGUAAAGUAAUUUUACUGUCACUGCUUUUUGUCAAUUUCUGUGUUCGAUUACACUGCAUUUGAUUAUUGAUUAUUAAUAUAACUAAUAGUUUAACUAACUAAGAGCUAUUAUUAAAUAUUCUGAUUGUGCAAUCAUGGCCCAUUUUGCACAAUACCAGCACCCUGAAACUGAAGCAGAUCUAUGGAACUGGGCCAUCGUUGGUUUUAUUAACACUUGUGCUUUCCCCAAUGCAUCAAACUAAUAAGAGUUAUGAUGAUUACAUUAUCAAAAUAAGAAAAAUGUCUUCUGUGGAAAAAGGUCAAUGCUCGUGGCAGUAACAGAGUGAACCCAGCGACUACCAUCUAACACCUUUUAGAGACUGAAAGAUACAAUUUGGCCUCAAGUGAGAUAUGUGAUCAAAAACACAUUUUCCCUUUAAUCAAAUCCACAUACUGUGUGUUGCUGGUUUUCAUCUCUGCUCAUUUUAUAAUAGACACGACCAGUAACCGCACCAGUAUUGGUCUAAGGUUGUUUUGUGUCUGAUCUCAUGAAGACUUUUACUGAAGAACUGGGCAUUGUACAGUCUGACUGUUACCGACAUAAGUGCACUGAUGAAUCCCCCUGUGUUCCUCUUGUAUCCCAAUAACUGAGCCUGUCGGAGCACGGAGACACUGAAGGGACGAGAAGAUGCCAAGUGAAAUGGAGUUUUAUUCAGACUGAAGCUCAAGACUGAAGACUGAAGCUAAAGAAACGAUCAAAAAAUGAAUCACUCAAUGGAAUGUGAUUAUUCAUGACAAUGGAAACUGUCUUUGUGGUUGUCUGCAAAAUUUCUGUCUCCUUUUGAAAUUCACAGAGGAAAAGUUUAUCAUACAAAUGAAGAUAAACAGGCUCAUUGUUAUGCAUUAAUCAUAUAAAUGUGUGAUUUGAGCUCUUGCUGCAACAUGCCUCUGAAGGGCAGAGCUCGUAAGUCUUUAUUUGUAAAUGCAAUGCAAUCAUUUGUCAAGAAUCAGCAUUGAAGGGAUUAUUUCCGUUUCAAUCAAACAUGAACUUGCAGCUGGUGAUGGAGCCUUUCCAGAAAAAGAUUUAGCUCUGUGUUUUGAUUGUUCUGAGGCAUUUUGCACUUUAUCAGAAAAUCAGAAAGAUACAGGAAUGUCCCGCAACUCUUAUAUUUGUAAUAAUUAGUUUGAGAACAAACAUUAAGCCGUUGAAAUUACUCCACAACAGAAGUGAUGUACUGUUGAUAACACAGAGCAUAUAGUAAAAAAUUAAAAAAAAAAACUAUAUUCCCAGAAACCUAUGUUACGCAAGAUAUUUAUUCUGGUUACUAUGGUAUGUUUAUGAUUUGAUGUCCAUGUUGAAUGUUAACAUCUUGACUGUGUGUGGUCAAAUCUGUUUUCUCCCCAGUUUCAGUCUGUUGUAGAUCAUCAGCAGCAUGUAUCAUGCAGGCAAAUGCUAAUGUUUUGGUUGUUAGUCUCCUACGAUUGGUCUGCUUCUGCUGUGUCAUGAGAGUAGAUCAGUUUAAUUCCUCCUGCAGCCUUUGCAUGUUCGCAGUGUAGAUUCUCUUCAAAAUGCAUCAAUCAUAUAUGUGCUGCAACAUUUAGAAGCAGGCUCAUCCCUUUAGUUGCUGUUGUUGUUAGUUUUUCAAAAGCCCCAAUUAGAAAUACUCUGAAUGGAAUGUUUAGGAACUGAAAGUCAUUCGAAAGUAAAUAUUCAGGCAAUGAUUUAGGGGAUUAUAGAUUUACGAGGAUUUCUGAUGGCCAAAAUGAUUUUACUGCAAUCCAUUACAAGUGUCCUAAUCAUGCCUUUUGUCUUUUCUAUUUUUAAACUACAAUGCCAGCACAACCUGUCGAUUGAUUUUGAUUCUCCAUAUUAAUUAAAUGUGAUUUUUUUGUUAUUAAA